AUGGGUAUACAACACUUUCUACUUCUUCUGAUUUAUUUGGAUCCACUGAGCGUGUUAUGUACUGCGACUGGGAAACGGGUCAGAACUGAACCUAAAAGACCUCAGAAGGUGAAGGAAAAGAAUAGCACGGUGUCACCUCCUGCGUCCACACAGAGGAUAACGCAGGUUCAGCCUCCUGCAGCGGGCAAUCAUGAAACCUGCCUGGGCUACUACGACGUGAGCGGACAGUUUGAUAAGGAGUUCGAGUGCAACAACACUGAUCACCGCUACUGCUGUGGCUCGUGUUAUUUGCGCUUUUGUUGUCAGUUCGAAGGCAACCGACUAGACCAGAGAAGGUGCAAGAAUUAUCAUAAGCCCCCCUGGGACCCUCCUGUCCCCCCAUCUCCCACUCCAACAGGUGACACUUACGAUCCAAGUAUGGAUCAAACGAACACCGCAGUCUACAUUACUUGUGGGGUAAUAGCUUUCAUCAUUGUCCUUGGGGUUUCGACAAAAGUUGCUUAUGACAAAGCAACCCAGCCUCCUCAGGAAAUGAAUAUUCACAGAGCUCUAGCAGACAUUCUGAGACAACAAGGACCCAUUCCAUUAUCUCAGUAUGACUGUGAGAACUUUGCGGCAAUGAACAGCUCACCCAAAGACAACACUCCGGUUCGAACGGGUUCCAAAAACCAUUAUACUCCAGUCCACACAUCCAAAUCAAAUCACGGUGGACACUACUCAAAGGACAGUAUUCGAGGAGGUGGAGGGGGAGGAGGACAUGACCUUCACAACUUCAUCUCCUCGGGCUUUGUGACUCUAGGACGAGGCCAUGUGAAAGGGGAAAAACAUUGGCCGGUGCGGUCGCAGAGUCACCAUGGAGCCCAUCAGCACAACUACAGCCACAUGGCCGCCUCUAGUCCCACACGAACGCCUAAAGAUGCUCACCGAUCAUUAAGACGUGAGAACACUCGAAUGAACAGUAUCCUGACAUCCCAGACGGAACCCUACGAUCUGUCCUUCUCUCGCUCUUUCCAGAGUCUCUCUCAUCUGCCCCCUUCCUACGAGUCAGCCGUCAAAGCAGACUUGAACAAAUACUCCUCUCUCAAGAGGCUAACAGAUAAGGAUGUGGAUGACUACUACAGUCGGAAGAGGCACCUUCCAGACCUGGCUGCUCGUGGCACGCUGCCCUUACACGUGAUGAAAAUGAGCCAGGAGUCGCAGGCUAGCCAACAGGCCCAGCAGCAGCAGCAACAACAACAGCAGCACCAACAACAGCAGUCUCAGCGCCAGCGUCCUCGCCGUGUCCAGAGGGCCAUGUCUCAGGACCGCGUGCUUUCCCCGGAAAGAAGCCACGCACACGACUACGCCAUGUCUGCCUACGGCAUGUCCUCUUACGGGGGACGCAUCCUCUCCGACGAGCAGCUCCUUUCAGCCGAACGCCUGCGUUCCCAAGAACGCCUCAUUUCUCAAGAUCGCCUGCACUCCCAAGACCGCCACUACUCCCAGGACCGCAUCCAUUCGCAAGACCGCCUCCUGUCCCAGGAACGCCUUCACUCCCAGGAUCGCCUUUACUCACAGGACCGUUUACAGUCCCAGGAUCCUCUGCUGUCGCCGGAGAAGAUGAUGUCGAUCAAACGCUCCGGUUUCCGCAGCGACAAAUCCAUGUCCAGAGCCAUAUCCCACACGGACGUGUUUGUCCCUACCACACCGGUCAUGGACCGCUACAAGAUGACAAAAAUGCACUCCCAUCCCAGUGCCUCAAACAACACGACUCAUAACACUUUAACCAUGAACCAGACAGCCUCCAAGCGGCAGGCCUUUGCCUCACGCCGCACCCAAACUGUGGAACAACUUCAUUACAUACCAGGACAUCAUCACCACUACCGCACAGGUAGCAAGACCGAAGUAACUGUUUAA
Messenger RNA from Chanos chanos (milkfish), 1896 nucleotides. RefSeq names its product shisa family member 6 (gene shisa6b). Gene Ontology annotation, cellular component: postsynaptic density; postsynaptic membrane; AMPA glutamate receptor complex. The record is from RefSeq and is a predicted model, not a curated record. The transcript is spliced from 8 exons. Lineage: Eukaryota; Metazoa; Chordata; Actinopteri; Gonorynchiformes; Chanidae. Gene Ontology annotation, biological process: regulation of short-term neuronal synaptic plasticity; regulation of AMPA receptor activity. The coding region runs from base 1 to 1896 and encodes 631 amino acids.